Porites lobata is the source of this 591-nucleotide messenger RNA. The record is from the annotation of a GenBank genome assembly. NCBI's taxonomy places the organism in Eukaryota, Metazoa, Cnidaria, Anthozoa, Scleractinia, Poritidae.
AUGGUUGAUAUUUUGUUUCUAGCCGAAACAAAGAUCGACAGUACUGUUUCUUCGCGCUUGGUUUCACACCCAGGUUUUCGCACUAUUCGCAAAGAUCGUAAGAAGGGGGCUGGAGGUCUGCUUGCCUAUAUCAGGAAUGAGCCCUCGGCGUAUCGACACUUAAAACUAGAAAUUAGCGAUAUUGAAUCCAUUUGUUUGGAUGCCACGGAGUCUAAUAACAGUCGCUUUAUAGUGUGUGCUUUUUAUAGAAGUCCAACUAAGUGCAAGGAAUCUGAUUUUCUCGCCUCCCUAUCACAGCUGCCGAAAAUAUUUAUAACACCAGAAAGGAGCUGGUUUUACUUGGAGACUUCAGUAUGGACAUGUAUGAGAAUAGAGAUAAAGGCCGUAAUUUCCUGACAUAAGGCUGGUUGACUUUUGUAAUCGAUUCUGUCUCUCAAACCGAAUCAGUGAACCGAAAAGAGAAACUAUAAAAUCAUCUAAAAGUCUCAUCGAUGUUUUGUUAACUAGUCACGCGGAAUGUUAUGCUACAAGUGGUUCUUUACACCUUGGACUGAGCGAUCACGACUUAAUCUUUACAGUGCGAAAAAUUAA